AUUUGCACGAGACAGUCUUUACCCUGCACCGUUGGCGGCGUUAUUCAACUUGUCAGAACAAAUUCAAAAUGCAAAAUUCUAAUAAAUAUGUGCAAUAUCCGCACUAAACACAGUCAGUUAUUCAGCCGUUUACGUUAUAGUAUGAACUUUGGCUAAUAUCAAACUGGAAUUGUUAUGAGAAUACAGUCACAAAACACAAGUAUAAGCAUGGACAUUGACAACGGCACCCUGGAUAUGAAGCAGCUGUUCUUCAAUAAUCUGCAGUUGCUUGGUUUUGAUGCACCAGCUAUGGAGGCUACUAACCAUAUACCUUUCAACAGGACCAUGUUUGAUUUGCCAAAUAAACGAGGAGCAGAGAUUGUCCUCCAUUUUCUGUUUCAAAGACUGAAUCCAACAUUGUGUAAAGAAAAUUUUAGAGAUUGUUGGCCUAUUUUAGACAAGAAGAGAGAGCAAGGAUUUAGAAAAACUUGUUCCAAUUGGCUAACAAACAUUUCCCAGGAGGAACCAGAUAGUCAUUUACCACGUAUUAAUGCAUCUCUAUUCAUGUCGCCUGGGGGAGAAAAAUUUUACCAACUUUUAUUCCACUUCUCUGGAUAUGUUCUACAGAAAGUGUUGGAAACAGAAUUAGGUUCAAAAAUGAGUGAAAGGUUGAAGUAUCCAGUUUUAACACCGCAGAAUCUGCAACUUGCUGAGGUGAUAAUAAAAGACCUGACUUGCUCAUCAGUCCGACAUAGAACCAACUAUUUCUCUGUAGCUCAACUCAACGUGAAGGCCAGUAAGUCAUGGAGAGAUACAUCUGAUGACUAUGUAAAGGAAUACAGGAAAUUGAACAAGGAAAUUAGAGAACUUGAAUAUAAAGUAAGAGAAGAGGAGCAAAAAUCUGUAGAAGCAUCUCUGGCUAGAGGGAGCCCAGGGAAGAGACCAAGCAGCCAUAGUGAUCAUUUUGACCCACAGUUUGACCCAAGAACAAUAAAACGUGCUCAAAGAAUCCAACAGGUUAGAGAUAUGUGGAAACUGUUGGAGGAUUUUGAUCGAAAUGAGGCAGCGGAACGUGAAGUUGUAGAGUCUAUAGUGGAGAGAACAAUCAACAAGUUCAAGUUGGAUGCAGCUGAUAUCAGUGUUAAAGUUCCUGAUAUGUUGCUGAGAGAAUGUGGCGAGGAAAUCAGAAGAAGAAAUGUUGAUAACACCUACCAAGGAGGGAAGUUAAACCUAGUCAGUGUUCUGCAACUUUGGAAUCUCUGUUUACACCUGUACUUGGAGAAAAUCAAAGAAGUGGGCGUGCCAAAAUUUGAAGAGGAAAUUCAAAAAUUGACAUCACAAGUACAUGUACAACAAAACUAUGCACAGAAUGCACAAACACUAAGACAGCAGAUGUCAGAACGUAUACCAGUGUUGAAAUCUUCAAUAGAGAAACUACGCACCAAGUUAGACCAUGCCUUAUUCCAGGACAAGUCACCCGAAUCUAUCAGAACUACAUCUCUCGGCCUUGGAUUGGUUGGACCCUCACCGCAGCCAAGUUUCUCCCCAGGGAGGGGCACAACACCAGCAGGGGGUAUAGGAGUUCCUAAAUCACCAAGUAGUGUAACUAAUACACCUGAGGCAGCCAAUCAGAUUACAGAACAGAUGAGGGAUUCUGUGAGACGAGGACCUGACCAACUCUUCAAACAACCAGAUUUACUUAAACAAAGGCCAGAGGAUAUGUCAUCUAUUCCCAGACCAUCAAGGUCACAAACCAGUUCACGCCAGUCAUCAAGACCCACUUCUGCAAGAAGUACUGCUAGCAGUAAAGCUUCAGUCAAAUCUACGCCCAAAUCAAGCAGAAGUUCUGAAAAACAGAACACAAGUAGGGAACAGUCUUUCACUAAAGUGACCAGUCCAAGAACAAUGAUGGAAAAUUUACAGCUUGGAGACAGUCUGCGACUGGAAGCAGACGGACAGGAAGUACAGACUGGUUCCUCUUCAUCACGGCCAUUGUCUGCACGCUCAGAUAGAUCGAAUGCAUCAUCAUGCCGUACACUUACAGACAGGUCAAAUAAGUCGUCUGCUUCAAACAGGUCAUUGAAAUCGGUGUCUUCUGCUAGUAGAGGCGGUAACUUUACAAAUGACAAUGUGCAUCAGCUUCCGAGUGAAACAGGCAGAAAAACACCAUCUGAUCUUCUUGUGGAAGAAAUCAUGGGUGAAGGGAAAAUUUUGUCUCCAUUUAAUUCAGGUAUAAUCAGAUGUUUCUAA
This is a messenger RNA of Ruditapes philippinarum (Manila clam), 2229 nucleotides long. Its product is annotated as HAUS augmin-like complex subunit 6. Gene Ontology annotation, biological process: spindle assembly. The record is from RefSeq and is a predicted model, not a curated record. NCBI's taxonomy places the organism in Eukaryota, Metazoa, Mollusca, Bivalvia, Venerida, Veneridae. Gene Ontology annotation, molecular function: microtubule binding. The coding region runs from base 175 to 2229 and encodes 684 amino acids. Gene Ontology annotation, cellular component: mitotic spindle microtubule; HAUS complex. The transcript is spliced from 16 exons.